Messenger RNA from Paramuricea clavata, 979 nucleotides. Lineage: Eukaryota; Metazoa; Cnidaria; Anthozoa; Malacalcyonacea; Plexauridae. The record is from the annotation of a GenBank genome assembly.
AUGGAUGGUACAUCCAACUUUCCGUCAAACGGGUGCCAAAACUACGAUCUUUCUAAACUGACCGAGAAACUACAGGCCGUUUUUACCGCUCCUUGGAAUGGAUUGAUGUUAGACAAUUCUGCUAGUUAUGACCUAAAUAAUGUGCAACACCGUCGUAAAGAAACUGAUCCCCACAUACCAUCGAUAGGUCAGGUGAAAAAUGCCCUUAAUGCAUUAAAGGUGAAGAAGGCGACUAGCAUUGAUGGAUUCCCUGCAUGGUUCCUGAAGCAGUAUAGUGAAGACUUAGCUCUCGUAGCAUAUAACAUCAUCACGAGUAGUAUAAUUCAAUGUAAAUACCCCACCUUGUACAAACAAGCUCUAAUAACCCCUGUACCAAAAAAUAUUGAAACUGAUUUUCGUCAAAUUUCUGUGCUUCCACAGUUAGUUAAAGUGCUAGAAAAGAUUCAACUGAAACUAAAUUGUGCAGAUAUCACAUUAAAAGAUAACCAACAUGCAUUUCCCAAGGGCCGUUCUACACUCUCAGCAUUGAUUGAAAUUUCACAAAAAUGGUUUGAUGAAACUGAAAACAAUGCACAUGGCAGAAAAGGUAUCCAUACUAUUUUCGUUAACUUUAGCAAAGCGUUUGAUAUGGUGGACCACCGAAUUCUCCAUUCUAAAUUGGCCUCUAUGAACUUAACUAAAUCUUUUUGGCUGUGAAUUCGAGAUUUCCUAACCAUGAAAGUCAAAAGGUAAAGCUACUUCAAAUGUUGUCAUCAUCCCCUCCAUGCCCAUAUUUAAUGUAUACAUCGAUGAUUUAGAGGAUGAAAUCACUGCAAACCUAACCUUCCAUACCUCGAAGUGUGCCGAUGACUGCACACUCGAUCAAGCAGUUGGAGCCGGGGAAAUAAGCCAUGUCCAACAGGCUCUAGACAUUAUCCAAUGUUGGUCAGAGUCGAACAAAAUGACUAUCAACGUCAAAAAGGCAAAGGAUUACUUGUAA